GUCAACCCCAGGACAGCGGACAGCGGGCCGGACACUUCCAAAGGUGCAGGAGUGAAGCAGCCCUCUCCAGCCGUGCACUGCACCUCCGCGGCCCGCGGGCGAGAUUGGGGUCCGGGUGGGAAGCAGACGCACAAUCGGGGAGAAGCUCCAGCGGUGGAGGAAGAGUCCAGAGAGCUUCAGAGGGGCAGAAGGGGCGCAGAGGCUUGGGGCCAAGCGGAGUUUGCCCUGCGGGUCCUGCGCAAGGCCCCAGUACCCCGGCUAAACUUUUACCGCAGGAUCCCGGAGCCGGCGUCCUUCAAGGAGCACAGAGGGCCCCGCAGCACGCCCCUUGCCCAGCGCCACCGACCCCUAAGCAGCGUCAAGGAAGGAGUCCAGAUCAAGGACAGGAAUCUGCGGCCAUGGCCGAGGCCGCGGAGCCGGAGGGGGUUGCCCCGGGUCUCCAGGGGCCGCCGGAGGUCCUCGCGCCUCUGGCUGAGAGAGCCGGAGAGCCAGGAGCCGCGGGCGGGGAGGCAGAAGGGCCGGAGGAGAGCGAGGGCGCAGAGGAGGCGCCAAGGGGCGCCGCCGCGGUGAAGGAGGCGGGAGGCGGCGGGCCGGACAGGGGCCCGGAGGCUGAGUCGCGGGGCACGAGGGGGGCGCAUGGCGAGACUGAGGCCGAGGGAGCCCCAGAGGGUGCCGAGGUGCCCCAGGGAGGGGAGGAGACAAGCGGCGCGCAGCAGGUGGAGGGGGCGAGCCUGAGGCGCGGCGCGCAGGGCGAGACCCGCGGGGAGGCUCAGAGGGAGCCCGAGGACUCUGCGGCCCCCGAGAGGCAGGAGGAGGCGGAGCAGAGGCCUGAGGCCCCGGAAGGCAGCGCGCCCGGGGCGGCGGGGGACAGCGUAGACGAGGAGGGCCCGCUGGGGGACAACAUAGAAGCCGAGGGCCCGGCGGGCGACAGCGUAGACGGGGAGGGCCCGGCGGGGGACAGCGUAGACGCGGAGGGCCGGGUGGGGGACAGCGUAGACCCGGAGGGCCGGGUGGGGGACAGCGUGGACGCGGAGGGCCCGCUGGGGGACAACAUGGAAGCCGAGGGCCCGGCGGGCGACAGCGUAGACGCGGAGGGCCGGGUGGGGGACAGCGUAGACGCGGAGGGCCGGGUGGGGGACAGCGUAGACGCGGAGGGCCGGGUGGGGGACAGCGUGGACGCGGAGGGCCCGGCGGGGGACAGCGUAGACUCGGAGGGCCCAGCGGGGGACAGCGUAGAAGCGGGGGUCCCGGCGGGGAACAGCGUAGAAGCCGAAGGCCCGGCGGGGGACAGCAUGGACGCCGAGGGUCCGGCAGGAAGGGCGCGUCGGGUCUCGGGUGAGCCGCAGGAAGCAGGGAACCGCAGCCUCUCGCCCCAGGCCGAGGCAAUUGAGGUCGCAGUCGGGGACAGCGCGGGGCGCAGCCCGGGUGAGCUCGCUUGGGACGCACCGGAGGAGGCGCAGGUCCCGGGGGGAAAGGGGUCCGAGAAAGCGACCCCCGGGGACGCAAGGGCAGACCCUGGCGAGGACGGGGUAGGGGAUAGGCCACAGCAGGAGUCGGGGGAGGACGAAGAGAGACGAGAGCGGAGCCCGGAGGGGCCAAGGGAGGAGGCCGCAGCGGGGGGCGAGGAGGAAUCCCCCGACAGCAGCCCACGUGGGGAGGCCUCCAGGGGCGCCGCGGAGCCUGAGGCCCAGCUCAGCAACCACCUGGCCGAGGAGGGCCCCGCCGAGGGUGGCGACGAGGCCGCGCGCGUGAACGGCCGCCGGGAGGACGGAGAGGCGUCCGAGCAGCGGGUCCUGGGGCAGGAGCACGACAUCACCCUCUUUGUCAAGGUAAAACUUAUUGCUUUAGGCUGUUCUCGCAUUGCUAUAAAGAAAUACCUGAGAGCUGGUUAUGAUGGUGAGAGUAUCGGAAAUUGCCCGUUUUCUCAGCGUCUCUUUAUGAUUCUCUGGCUGAAAGGCGUUAUAUUUAAUGUGACCACAGUGGACCUGAAAAGGAAACCCGCAGACCUGCAGAACCUGGCUCCCGGAACAAACCCUCCUUUUAUGACUUUUGAUGGUGAAGUCAAGACGGAUGUGAAUAAGAUCGAGGAGUUCUUAGAGGAGAAAUUAGCCCCCCCGAGGUAUCCCAAGCUGGGGACCCAACAUCCCGAAUCUAAUUCCGCAGGAAACGACGUGUUUGCCAAAUUCUCAGCGUUUAUAAAAAACACGAAGAAGGAUGCAAACGAGAUUUAUGAAAAGAACCUGCUGAAGGCCCUGAGGAAGCUGGAUAAUUACUUAAAUAGCCCUCUGCCUGAUGAAAUAGAUGCCUACAGCACCGAGGAUGUCACUGUUUCUGGAAGGAAGUUUCUGGAUGGGGACGAGCUGACGCUGGCUGACUGCAACCUCUUACCCAAGCUCCAUAUUAUUAAGAUUGUGGCCAAGAAGUACAGAGAUUUUGAAUUUCCUUCUGAAAUGACUGGCAUCUGGAGAUACUUGAAUAAUGCUUAUGCUAGAGAUGAGUUCACAAAUACGUGUCCAGCUGAUCAAGAGAUUGAACACGCAUAUUCAGAUGCUGCAAAAAGAAUGAAAUGAAGCUGGGCUGUUUUCUGUCUUAUUUCUCAGUUGAGUGAGCGAGGAUACGAAAAGAGUGUGUUCUAUGCAUUUCCCCCAAAUAAGUCCUUCACAAAAUAACACCCGUAGUGGGAUCCGCUCAACCCCAAAUGAUACGCGGCCUUGUAAAUUGUCAACUCCCUUGUGUAUCUGAAUAUACCAGUAUCUGUUGCUAGACACACCAAUUGUCCAGUUUAUGUUAAUUUAUAUCUGUGAUAUUCACUGACAUUGGAAUCUAUGAUAUUUAGGGCAUGUGUUUGUCACUUUAAGUUUGAAAACAAAUUAGGUUUGCGUUCAAUUCCUUCAAUUUUUAAAAAACUGGUCUCUGAGAGUUUUUUAAAUCAUUGAGAGCCUGUUUUUCUUCUCUAAAACAUUAGUUUAAUUUUCUUCAGAAUGAAAAUACUGCUUUGUAAUUACAAAGUGAGACACACCAGCCUUGAUAUUUUAAAGCAAUAUCAGAGGGUGUAAAGAAGGACAUUUAAAAAAUCACCUAAAAUUUUACUCCACUUAAUUACUGAAAACUUACUGGAGAACAUUUUCCAAGUCUUCAGUGCCUUGCUUGCUCUCUCUCUCUCUCUGUCUCUCUCUCUGUCUCUCUCUCUCUCUCACAUACACACACACACACACACACACACACACAAUUUCAUUCAUAUAUGGUAUUGCGUUAUUUUAUUUUAAAGCACUGGUGAGGGGACCUCUUGGUAAUGCCUGGAUGAUCGUACACAGAGGACUUACACCAUACAAAAAGAUUGGGCACUGCAGUGCCAGAGAAGAUGCUUGAGGUUAGAUUUUAAGGAGUGGGGAAUUGUGGAGCCCACAGAUGCGCACGCAAGGACCAGCAGGAACCGGAAGCCCUGGGUCACCCCACUCUGCCUCAUUUCUGCCUCCAGGAUGCCACUGCCUCUGCUUCCAGGAAAGGCAAGGAGGAGGGUGCUUAUCGGUGCCUCUGGUUCCAGCUUCCUGUCCUUGCUCCCUCCCCUCUCUUGGAGACUGUGCCUUCAGCAGGACUCUUAAUAGCUGCUGCAACUUGGAGAACCUCCCUGCCCUGAAACGUGAACCAAGCACACCUUGGUUCCUUCUCCUGGUGGCUCUCUCUGAGACCCAACUCUGUAGUCCCUCAGUGCUGGUGGUAUCGUGUGGGGCUAGCACAGCCAUUGAUGCUUCUCUGCCCUUCAUUGUCUCAUCUAGACAUUAAGCAGGGAAAAUCCAGGGAGAUUAAAUUCAUGGUGACAAGUCCUGGGCAGUUCUGGUAAAUGGUCCAGCUAGGGAGGAAGUAGAAACUAUUGACUCAAAAGAGUUUCUGGCUGAUCUGUGGCUUUGCCUCCACCAUCCCUAACCAACCUCUCAUCACAGCUUUGUGUGUGGGCUGAGUGCUGGCCUUAACCCCAGGCAUGGAAGAGAAAAUGUGAGGUUGUUUAGAUACUCAUCAAGACCUCACAGGAGCUGAGCCUUAUCAGCCAGAAUGUGUUCCUCAGACAGUCGCACACAUCUUACAGAAAACCCUCCUUGUAGAGUUGAUUGUGGUAUGUGUUUGAUGCUAUAAAGCUCAUUUUUAAUGUGUACACCUGCUCUAGGGGCAAUUCGUUUGAAAGAGAGUAAGAUGCAUUAACAGAAACUAUCCUGGGAUUAGGUGAAAAAUGUCUAGCAAAAGAAACACAGUCUUUAAUAGAGUGGCCUCUUUCUCUCCUCGAUUGUGACUGCUGCAGUUUUACCCCAGCAGUCGGCUGUCUUUGUCAACCAUACGUUUUUGGAGGUUGUGUCUAGCACGUGUCACCCUUGUCCACGUUGUUUCACGUCUGGUUAGGGAGCAGAUUUUAAAAUGUAGUUUUGUAACGUUACAUUUAAGCAUGAUAAAUGAUUAGACUACCAGAUGUUACUAGUGCGAACUUUGUAUUCUUAGACAUUAAAAUGAUUGACAUAAACUCUUUGUGCCUUGAAAAUGAAACAAAUUAUAAAAAUGUUUAAAUCGAACCAA
Messenger RNA from Symphalangus syndactylus (siamang), 4563 nucleotides. It is a transcript of the gene CLIC6, whose product is annotated as CLIC family member 6. The record is from RefSeq and is a predicted model, not a curated record. Gene Ontology annotation, molecular function: D3 dopamine receptor binding; D2 dopamine receptor binding; D4 dopamine receptor binding. Lineage: Eukaryota; Metazoa; Chordata; Mammalia; Primates; Hylobatidae.